AUGUCAACCAAAGAAGCCGCUAGACAAAGAUUCCUCAAUGUCUUUGAAGAGAUUGUUGAAGAGUUAACUCAAAUUCUUAUAAACUAUAAAAUGCCACAAGAAGCAAUAGAAUGGUUUCAAAAUAAUUUAAAUUAUAAUACACCAGGUGGAAAAUUAAAUAGAGGAUUAUCAGUUAUAGAUACUUAUGCAAUUUUGAAUAAUACAACAUCAGAUAAAUUAAAUGAUGAAGAUUAUAAAAAAGUAGCCAUAUUAGGUUGGGCAAUUGAAUUAUUACAAGCUUAUUUUUUAGUAGCUGAUGAUAUGAUGGAUCAAUCAAAAACAAGAAGAGGUCAACCAUGUUGGUAUUUAAAAGAAGGAGUUGGAAAUAUAGCUAUAAAUGAUUCAUUUAUGUUAGAUGGAGCCAUAUAUGAAAUAUUAAGAAAAUAUUUUAGAAAAGAUAGUUAUUAUGUUGAUUUAUUAGAUUUGUUUCAUGAAGUUACUUUUCAAACUGAACUAGGUCAAUUAUUAGAUUUAGUUACAGCAGAUGAAGAACAUGUUGAUUUAAGUAAAUUUUCAUUACAAAAACAUUCAUUUAUAGUUAUUUUUAAAACUGCUUAUUAUUCGUUUUAUUUACCUGUUGCAUUAGCAAUGUAUAUGAGUGGAAUAACAUCACAAGAAGAUUUAAAACAAGUUAAAGAUAUUUUAAUUCCAUUAGGUGAAUAUUUCCAAAUCCAAGAUGAUUAUUUAGAUUGUUUUGGAACUCCAGAACAAAUUGGUAAAAUAGGUACUGAUAUAAAAGAUAAUAAAUGUUCAUGGGUUAUAAAUCAAGCAUUAUUAAUCGCAACUCCAGAACAAAGAAAAAUUUUAGAUGAAAAUUAUGGACAAAAAUCAGAUGAAAAAGAAGCUAUAUGUAAAAAAUUAUUUAAUGAAAUGGGAAUUGAAAAAAUUUAUAACGAUUAUGAAGAAUCAAUUGUAUCAAAAUUAAAAAAACAAAUUGAUCAAAUUGAUGAAAGUAGAGGUUUGAAAAAAGAUGUUUUAACUACUUUCUUAGGUAAAGUUUAUAAAAGAUCAAAAUAA
This is a messenger RNA of Lodderomyces jiufengensis, 1056 nucleotides long. It is a transcript of the gene ERG20, whose product is annotated as bifunctional (2E,6E)-farnesyl diphosphate synthase/dimethylallyltranstransferase. Gene Ontology annotation, biological process: trans, trans-farnesyl diphosphate biosynthetic process. The record is from RefSeq and is a predicted model, not a curated record. The transcript has a single exon. Gene Ontology annotation, cellular component: cytoplasm. NCBI's taxonomy places the organism in Eukaryota, Fungi, Ascomycota, Pichiomycetes, Serinales, Debaryomycetaceae. The coding region runs from base 1 to 1056 and encodes 351 amino acids. Gene Ontology annotation, molecular function: dimethylallyltranstransferase activity; (2E,6E)-farnesyl diphosphate synthase activity.